Molecule: messenger RNA, 1883 nt
Organism: Megachile rotundata (alfalfa leafcutting bee)
Lineage: Eukaryota; Metazoa; Arthropoda; Insecta; Hymenoptera; Megachilidae
Product: acyl-CoA Delta-9 desaturase
Biological process (GO): unsaturated fatty acid biosynthetic process
Cellular component (GO): endoplasmic reticulum membrane
Molecular function (GO): stearoyl-CoA 9-desaturase activity; iron ion binding
Source: RefSeq, a predicted model, not a curated record
GCAAAUAACUUAAUCAAAGUGCGUAGCGAUACCAUAAGUGGCGGUCCUACGAUCGAUAGAGACCCUUUAACGUUCAGUCUCUCCCCGAAGCUCGUCGUGUUUAGUGAUAUCUAUCUUUAAGUCCUUUAUCGGUAGAUGGGAAUAUAGUUCGGAGUAGAGAUUUAAUGUCUUAUGGGUAAAAAGUAUAUGGGAUAAAUAAAAUUGUCAACAUCUUCAUCUCAGAUUUAACAAAUUAAAAAGAGAGGAUAUUUAUUGUAAUUUAUAGCAAUUAAUUUGUGGAGAAUAAUUUAUGAUCCAUAGAAGAAAAUUAAAUAUUUAUUUUGAUUUGGGAUGUUUAAAUUUUGUUGUUAAAUUUGUUGAAACUGUGAGGAAUGAGUGCAAAUGACUAAAAGGAGAAAAAUGGCGUUGGACAAGGAACGAGUGCCGCCGACGUCACGCCACGUGUUGGGAAGCGAAGAGGAGAAAUUAGAAACGAAGAAUGGUAGAAUAGCGGUGACGGAUGACUUUUUGGCAGCCGACGAGAGUUAUCGCAGCAGUAAAACUGAAUACGUUCCGCGGAUCACGUGGCCGGACUUGAUCGCGCAGAUCUUCAUUCAUGCCGGCUGUGUUUAUGGACUGUAUCUCAUCUUUGUGGAGGCGAAGCUUCUGACUACAGUUUGGGCAUUCGUGAUCGUGUACACUUCCGGUUUCGGCGUGACAGCGGGAGCACACAGACUGUGGUCCCACAGGGCGUACAAAGCAAAAUGGCCCCUGCGACUGCUUCUGGUUUUCCUUUUUACUAUAACGGGACAGAGACACGUGUACGCGUGGGCACUGGACCACAGGGUGCACCAUAAGUACAGCGAAACCGAUGCAGACCCCCAUAACGUGAAACGGGGUUUUCUUUUCGCUCACGUGGGUUGGCUCUUCAUCACACCGCAUCCUGAUGUUAUUACGAAAAGGAAGGCUGUGGAUAUGAGUGAUUUGGAAGCUGAUCCUAUUGUCAUGUGGCAGAAAAGACUGUACAUACCCCUAUUUGUUCUGCUAACCAUCGUAUUUCCGGUGGCAGUGCCAUGUUACUUCUGGUCAGAAUCACUAUGGAUAUCCUUCUGGGUGAAUUUCAACUUCAGGUUCUGCGUUACUCUCAACAUUGCGUUUUUUGUAAAUAGCGUUGCUCAUAUGUGGGGUCAGCGACCUUAUGACAAAUACAUCUCCCCGGUGGAGAACGUCGCAGUCUCAAUCGCAGCCCUGGGCGAAGGCUGGCACAACUUCCACCAUGUGUUCCCGUGGGAUUACAAAACGGGAGAGCUAGGGAACUACUCACUAAACAUCACUACGGCGUUCAUCGACUUCUUCGCGUGGAUCGGUUGGGCCUACGAUUGCAAAUACGUGUCGCCAGCGAUGGUUCGACGAAGAGCGAACAGAUCCGGCGAUGGCAGCCAUGUUUGGGGAUAUGGCGACGCCGACAUCCUACCUGAAGAUCUUGAGGAAUUAGAAAUGAUGAACAAGAAGCGAUGACUGUGAACGUACAAUACUACAACUUUCUUGUACUUGCAAUUCUAACUUGCAAUUUAAAAAAUAAUUCGGGGAAUGUGUUUUGUUUCAAAAACAAAGUUCGUGUGGUAUGCUUCGAAGAGAAUUAGUCAAGUGAACUCUUUAUUGAAAAACGCUGAUUUUCUUCGAGAUUGAAUGUUGAACUUUUGAGGAGUGACAGUGAACAAAAUAGUUUAUAUUUUUAUGUAGAUGUGCAUAAAAAUUAGGAACGAACAAUAUUCUUUGGUAUUGUUUAAGGAGAAUACUUGUGUCCACUGCCAGAGAAGUUUACGCAGAUUGUAAGAAAGAUACCUCAACAGAUGUUAUUUAUUAAAUUGUAUAUCUUUUUUAUUAAAGGAUUUUCUGUUACA